AUUGUUGACUAUUAGCUGGAAAACGAGAUAAAAAAAUUAAUUUUAUAUAUAAAUAGAAUAUGUAGUUCUGGUGUCGACUUGCACAGAAACCUAUACUAGCACCAAAAAUAACGUGAACCACCAGCUCCCAAAUGAAACGUAUACUAAUUUUAUUAAUUGGUACAUUGGCAGUUUUCGCAGGAUUGACCUCAUCAUCAGACUCCUACAAAUUUGAGGAAAAUUACGAUUUAUACGCCAGUAAUGAAUCGUACCAAAUAGUAUCGGGAAAUUGUACUAAUUCAAGUGAGAACUUUGUAGUAUUUCGAGAUUACAUUCAUAAGACAAGUUAUCCUUUCAUCACCAGGAAUGCCACUUCAUCGUGGAGCGGCAACAGAAAAAUUUUCUGCCUCAAGGCCAUCAAUCUAAAGAAUCAACAGAAAGGGGGAACGGUGUUCGUAAAAUACGGAGGUGUCAAUUACACCUUCGUGACGUUGGAGAUGCACUCGUUUACAGGCCACGGAAUCGAAUUUAAUGUAACAGUGUACGCUAGAUAGACAUAAUUUUUGUAGUGUAAAAACCAUGUGUAUAUUAUGAAUAAAACCCA
Messenger RNA from Cylas formicarius (sweet potato weevil), 583 nucleotides. RefSeq lists its product as uncharacterized. The record is from RefSeq and is a predicted model, not a curated record. The transcript has 2 exons. Bases 132 to 533 code for a protein of 133 amino acids. Lineage: Eukaryota; Metazoa; Arthropoda; Insecta; Coleoptera; Brentidae.